Rhipicephalus sanguineus (brown dog tick) is the source of this 1135-nucleotide messenger RNA. RefSeq lists its product as uncharacterized. Lineage: Eukaryota; Metazoa; Arthropoda; Arachnida; Ixodida; Ixodidae. The record is from RefSeq and is a predicted model, not a curated record. Gene Ontology annotation, biological process: signal transduction. Gene Ontology annotation, cellular component: cytoplasm.
CGGCGGCGGCGGCAGAGCAGCUCUGGCGAGCAGCGUGUUUGGAGCUCGUGGCGGACUCCUUCUCGCGACGCGCUCCGAUCCCGACGCGGAGUUCGGUCGAGCGGCCUGCACCUACGAGAAACGAUGUCGGACACCGCAAACGCCGCCAGCCCGGCCCCGGAAGAGACUACGCAGGCACUAGGGACCGUGUAUGAGGAAGUUAGUUGCAAUGAGGGCCCCCCUGCGUCCAGUAGAAAGUGCCUAAGGGACAUCCAGGAGCAUGAGGAUUCUAUGAUGAAAAUGCAAGUCAUGACGAAGAACUGCGGCAAGCUGACAGUUCACGUCCAGGGAGACAUGGACAACCUCGAGAAAAAAGCUGUCUUCCUGACUGUUCAUGACAUAGGAAAUAACCACUCGUCCUUCCAAGACUUUGUGGAUCACCCGUGCAUGGCCGAGAUCAAGCAGCGAUCCGUCUUUAUACACGUAGACGUGCCUGGACAGGAGGACAACGCCACCGAACUCCCCAGCGAGUUCAACUUUCCGACCAUCCAAAUGAUGGGUGAGGACCUCAUUGCGGUGCUGGACCACUUGAAGAUCAACCUGGUAGUGGGAUUCGGAGAGGGAGCAGGAGCCAACAUUCUGGUCCGGUUUGCGCUUGCCCACCCGUCUAGAGUGCUUGGACUGAUUCUUAUGCACCUGGUGUCAACAGGAGUCGGCAUGAUGGAGUACUUCAAAGAUAAGAUUAUGAACUGGAAACUCCAGAAUGUUGGCAUGAACCCCUCUGCUGAGCAAUACCUCGUUCUUCACAAGUUCGGAGCGCAACUGGAGAUGGUGGACAACAAGGAGCGGCUCAUCUCUGACUACACCGAGAAACUCAAGAAGCAGAUCAACCCACGGAACCUGAAGCGCUACGUGGAGUCUUAUAUGAACCGCAAGGACAUCAGUGGUCUCAUUGAAGCAAACCUCAAGAGCAUGGACGUGCUGCUGGUAACGGGCAGCAAGGCGGCCCACGCACAAGCCGUGCAGAACAUGUACGCUCGCAUGGACAAACAGAAGACGUCGCUGCUCAAGGUGGACGCCGUCGGCGACGUCCUGCAGGAGUCUCCUGAGAAGCUUGCCCAAAGCCUUUUGCUGUUCGUCAAAGGAUUGGGAUUCC